Messenger RNA from Yarrowia lipolytica CLIB122, 1701 nucleotides. RefSeq lists its product as uncharacterized. Gene Ontology annotation, biological process: transmembrane transport. NCBI's taxonomy places the organism in Eukaryota, Fungi, Ascomycota, Dipodascomycetes, Dipodascales. The record is from RefSeq and is a predicted model, not a curated record. Gene Ontology annotation, molecular function: transmembrane transporter activity. Gene Ontology annotation, cellular component: membrane.
AUGCUCAUUCACUCAGUUCAACACACGAUGGAAAAACUCGGAAAAAUUAAAAACCUCCUUCCAAAGGUCAAGGAACCCUCACCCGAGGUGUACCAAGCUGUUCUUGAAAAGUAUCCCAAAUUCCGGGAAGAAGAGAAGAAACAGACACUGGAAUACAGAGACGAAGUCCACCGAUCGAAGUGGGCCUUCUUUGAUGAGUACGAGUACCGGCAAACUGUGUCGAAAUCAGUCAAACGAUUCGGAUGGUUUGAUCCUGACGACAGUCCUGCUGAACGUCGUCUUAUCAUCAAGUUGGACGUGAUUCUCACCUUCUACUGUUUUGUCAUUUAUUGGAUCAAGUAUCUAGAUCAAUCCAAUAUCAACAAUGCCUAUGUUUCCGGUCUCAAGGAAGAUCUGGGAUUCAAGGGCAAUGACCUGGUCACUACUCAGGCAAUGUACUCCGCAGGAGCCAUCAUCUUCCAGCUACCCUUUCUCUACAUCAUUCCAAAGUUCCCCAACAACUACAUUUUGCCGGUUAUGGACUUUGGUUGGGGUAUCAUGACCCUGUUGCUCUACAAAACGUCCAAUCCCGGUGGAGUCAAGGCCCUCCGAUUUUUCGUAGGAGCCUUCGAGGCUGCCUGGUACCCCCUGAUGCACUACAUGCUCGGAUCCUGGCUCAAGCCAAGGGAAAUCAACCGACGAGCAGGUUUUGUUUACUGUGCUCAGUUCCUGGGGACUACAACCUCGGGUCUCUUGGCAGCAGCCGCAACCACCCAUCUGGAUGGAUAUCUAGGACACAAGGGCUGGCAAUGGCUGUUCAUCCUAGACGGAAUUGUCUCUAUGCCAGUUGGUCUUUUGGGUAUCUGGAUCCUCCCUGGAACUCCUCAUAGAUGUACAUCUCUGUUUCUCACAGACGAAGAGAUUGUAAUUGCCAGAGAACGGCUCAAGAGAGGCCCUAGAGACACCCACCAGCUACAGUUGCUUGACAAACAGCUGUGGAAAAGAAUUCUCACCUCCUGGAAGUUGUGGAUCCCGAUGGCAACAGGUAUUGCCUUUUGGUGCUCCUGCAACAUUCCUUCCAAUGGCGCCUAUCUGCUGUGGCUGCACUCGUUGGGUCGGUACAACUCAGCUCAGGUCAACAACAUGUCCACUAUAGCCCCCGCUCUGGGCAUUGCUUGGGUCGCUAUAGUUGUCACAAUUGCUGACUAUGGUAACCGCUGGAUGGCCAUUGUUUUUGCCGAGCUGUGGGUCAUCAUUGGAGCGGUGAUUCUGGCGGUGUGGUACGUUCCCGAGUCCGCCAAAUGGUUAGCCUGGUGCACGUCGUACUUUGCCCUGAGUAUGUCGGCCUCGCUGUAUUCCUGGAUCAACGACAUUUGCCGUCACAACUCACAAGAACGGGCCAUCAUCUUGCUUCUGGUGAACACCAUCUCUCAGACUUGUCAGACUUGGACUUCGGUGCUGGUGUUCAAGACGGUCGAGUCGCCGCGGUAUCUGAAGGGGUAUUGUUUUUCCGCCGCCUUUUCGUUUCUGUUGAUUUGCAUGGUUUUUAUUCUGCUGUCGUUCUACAAGAGCCAGGAACGAAAAGACGCCAGGUUGAACGGAAUUGUGCUGUACAAUUCUGGUUUGGCUGACACCGCGGAGGCAGAGGGGGGGACCGACACAUCGGAGAGUGAUGAUAAGCUGGCUGUCGGAUCCGAAAGAAAAGAAAAACAUAGAAGUUAA